GAUGGCUUAUCUAUACUCCAAUGUGAUGGCGAUGCGACUCCGCAUUCAAUGUCACAUUCCUCUCUAGAUCAACGUUUUUCUUACUAUCAUUUCCAAUACAAUAAAAUUGCCAGGAAAUCAUGACUGUGAGCCUCUUUUUAAAUGUGCAUGUUCAAUUGGAAGUCAUAGGUUAGAUGGCUCGAAUUAUGUGGUUGAUUCGCCUGGCCUUGGUGUUGGUGUGGUGCGGCCUAUCUCAGGGCGUACUCGAAGUCUUUCAAGCCGCAACACCUCCUCGAUUGACCUAUGACAACCCGGCAUGUCGCCAAGUAUUAUUCGAACAUGAUUUUGGAAGUAGUUACGGCGCACCAUAUGUCGGGGCCUACUCACCACCCAAUGGCUGCAACUUCACGACUAUCAUCUUCAAUAUCAGUGUCGUCUCAAGUGGGCAACAAUACGAUAGAUUGGCGACACUAUGGCUCGGCGAUAUCGAAAUAUGGAGGACCUCGACUGCCAUGCCAAUUCAAUCGGGUAUCCAUUGGUCUUUUCAGAAGGAUAUGACUAUUUGGCACCCGUUAUCGACGCAGGCUCAGAAGAUCAUCUUCGAUCUCGGGAACACCAUCGAUGGGGACCGAUACACUGGGUUCUUUAAUGUCACCAUGGAGGCACUGUACUACGAUGAUGAGUACACGGCUGGAUUUCACCCCGCGGAACACAUAUAUCCCAUCUCCACGCAAUUGUCGUCGAACGAUACCACUUCCCUGUUCUCGCUGCCUGGCGAUAGCGGGUCGGUCAAUUUAACAUUACCAAGAAAUGUUAAGAAUGCGGUGGUAUCGGUCACAGCCUCUGGAAAUGGCGCAGAAGAGUUUUGGUUUACGAACGUGCCGACGGAAUACGUUAAUACGUUUCCUGGUAACGACGGCUGGCUGUACGGAUGUAGCCUGUUUCGAGAGGUACAAGUGAUUAUCGACGGUCAGCUUGCGGGUGUGUCAUGGCCAUUCCCGAUACUCUUCACGGGCGGAGUAGACCCCGGGGCUUGGAGGCCAAUCGUUGGUAUCGAUGCGUUCGAAUUAUCGGCGUUUGAGGUCGACAUCACCCCAUGGCUAGGUUUACUUACCGACGGGCAAGCACAUACUUUCCAAUUGCGCGUCGUAGGGUUCGAUACUUCAACAGAAGAUGGCUUGGGACCAAUCGGUGAAAAUUGGUGGGUGUCCGGGUCUGUUUUUGUGUGGCUUGAAAAUGGGGUGAACCAGACAGUGAGCCGAGAUUUCGAAAGCGAAGUGACGACACCAUCCUUCGAGUUCCGCCCAAUUGUUGGCACUGCGAUAUCUGAAAAUGGUACGGCGACUAACACUUCUUUUUACUUCGCUUUGACUGCAAGUCGAAACAUCACAAUAUCUUCAACAAUCGUAGUGGGGAAUAAUACCCGUGAAGCAACUUGGACGCAAAACCUCUCGUUCUCCAACAUACAAAACAUGACGGAUAUGGCAUUCAAUCAAUCGCUCGCAAUGGUCACGUCGGGCAAUUAUUCGGAUUCGAGCUCUGGUAUUGUUUCGCAAUAUACCUAUCCUCUGAAUCUUUUCAGCGCAUAUAAUGUUACCUCAUCCGAGGCGACGUCGAACCCCGGGUCUGUCUUCUGUAGGGCUGAUCGGAGUAAGCUGAGCGAUGGUAUCUCUGCGUUAUCUUUUCUAACCGGUACAUCCGUCGAGUCGGAGAGUCUGAAGACGAGGCAGAACGUCACCUCAAAUUACCACUGGAAUCGGACAAUCGUGGCAGGCACUGACGGUUUAGAUACAAUGGAUGGCGAAGUAUGGUUCUCAUACUCUAGCACUGCGACGAAAGAAAUUGGCGUCGAAGCGUAUCACCGAUAUGCCAGGGAAAAGAAUGACAGUAUUUUAAUUGAUGAGCAAGGUUGGGGAGAAAUGUCAGUUCCUAGUACAGUGCCACUUCCACACGUGGACGGCGAGCCGAUAGUUUAAAAUGACAUGUAGAUCGUCUUAUUAGCCAUGGAAAUUUCAGGGUUAUUUUUAAGUCUAUAUUUACGCUUUAGACCAAUGCAUAAGCUUAAGGUUAAAAUUGAAUGUAUUGUCGUGAGUAGAGAGAGA
Messenger RNA from Hypoxylon trugodes, 2081 nucleotides. RefSeq lists its product as uncharacterized. The transcript has a single exon. The record is from RefSeq and is a predicted model, not a curated record. The coding region runs from base 174 to 1955 and encodes 593 amino acids. Lineage: Eukaryota; Fungi; Ascomycota; Sordariomycetes; Xylariales; Hypoxylaceae.